Molecule: messenger RNA, 4879 nt
Organism: Erinaceus europaeus (western European hedgehog)
Lineage: Eukaryota; Metazoa; Chordata; Mammalia; Eulipotyphla; Erinaceidae
Gene: ADAMTS19
Product: ADAM metallopeptidase with thrombospondin type 1 motif 19
Exons: 23
Coding region: 153-3791 (1212 amino acids)
Biological process (GO): extracellular matrix organization; proteolysis
Cellular component (GO): extracellular matrix
Molecular function (GO): metalloendopeptidase activity
Source: RefSeq, a predicted model, not a curated record
CCCCCCCACCUCCCACCCUUACCCGCCCCCCAGUAGACAAAGGGCCCGGGCAAUCUCUCCGCCUGGAAGCUUUGCGCUCCGGGGAGGCGGCUGCGCCCAGGGUGAAUCGCAAGGAGGCGCGUGGGGCUGGGAGCCGCUGGCGGCCGCGAGGUAUGGGGACCGGCUGCGAGAUGAGCCUGACUCUGACUCAUGUCUGCUGCUGCUGUCUCCUCUACCAGCUGGGGGUCUUGUCGAAUGGUAUCGUUUCAGGGCUGCACUUCGCCCCAGACCACGCGGAGUGGGAAGUCGUGUUCCCAGCACUCUGGCGCCGGGAGCCGGUGGACACAGCUGGUGGAAGCGGAGGCAGCUCGGAUCCAGGCGGGGCGCGCGGCUUUGGAGGCGGUCGGGCACAGGCUGCGGGCAGCUCCCGGGAGGUGCGCUCAGUGGGCCCCGCGCCUUUAGAGGAGCCCCUGGAGGGUCAUUCUGCUCCCCAGACCCUGCCCCCGCGACUGUCAGGGGUAGAAGAAGACGAGGAACUCGAAUCACAGGAGCUGCCUAAGGGAUCCAACGGGGCUGCCGCCCAGGACCUUGGUGCUCCCACCUCCUGGCAACAGCUGCCAAACCCGCAGCCUCCUCCGUCUCCACCCCCAGUGGAGCAAGCUGGGCAGGAUGGCGACGAGAUGCUACUGCGGAUCCCGGCCUUCUCCAGGGACCUGUACCUGCUCCUCAGGAGAGAUGGCCGGUUCCUGGCGCAGCGCUUUGCAGUGGAGCAGUGGCCAAGUCCUGGCCCACACCCAACUCAGGCAUCAGAGUUCCCAAUCCCUCCUACUCUGCCGGACACCUCCUGCUUCUACACCGGGGCAGUACUGGGGCACCCCAACUCUCUGGCCUCUUUCAGCACCUGUGGAGGUGGCCUGAUGGGAUUUAUACAGCUCAAGGAGGACUUCAUAUUUAUCGAGCCACUCAAUGAUAGUGUGGCCAUAACAGGUCACCCACACCGUGUAUAUAGGCAGAAAAGGUCCAUGGAGGAAAAAGUCACAGAGAAGUCAGCUCCUCACAAUCGUUACUGUGGUGUAAUUUCAGAUAAAGGAAGACCUAGAUCUAAAAAACUAACAGAGAGUGGAAGAGGGAAACGGCAUUCGUACAAAUUACCCCAAGAAUACAACAUAGAGACUGUAGUGGUUGCAGACGCAGCAAUGGUUUCCUAUCAUGGAGCAGAUGCAGCCAGGAGAUUCAUUCUAACCAUCUUAAAUAUGGUUUUUAACCUUUUUCAACACAAGAGUCUUGGUGUGCAGGUCAAUCUCUGUGUGAUAAAGCUUAUUCUGCUCCACGAAACUCCAGCAGAUCUAUACAUCGGGCACCAUGGGGAGAAAAUGCUAGAGAGUUUCUGCAAAUGGCAACAUGAAGAAUUUGGCAAAAAGAAUGACAUUCAUGUAGAAAUGUCUACAAGCUGGGGUGAAGAUAUGACUUCAGUGGAUGCAGCUAUCCUUAUAACAAGGAAAGAUUUCUGUGUACACAAAGAUGAACCAUGUGAUACAGUUGGAAUAGCUUACCUGAGUGGAAUGUGUAGUGAAAAGAGAAAAUGUAUUAUUGCUGAAGACAAUGGCCUGAAUCUUGCAUUUACAAUUGCCCAUGAAAUGGGUCAUAACAUGGGCAUUAAUCAUGACAAUGACCACCCAUCAUGUGCUGACGGUCUUCAUAUUAUGUCUGGUGAAUGGAUUAAAGGACAAAAUCUUGGGGAUGUAUCAUGGUCCCAAUGCAGCAAGGACGAUUUGGAGAGAUUUCUCAGGUCAAAGGCCAGUAACUGCUUGUUACAGACAAAUCCUCAGAGUGUCAAUUCUGUGAUGGUCCCCUCCAAGUUGCCAGGGAUGACAUAUACUGCUAAUGAACAAUGUCAGAUUCUCUUUGGGCCACUGGCUUCCUUUUGUCAAGAAAUGCAGCAUGUUAUUUGUACUGGGCUGUGGUGCAAGGUAGAAGGUGAGAAAGAAUGCAAAACAAAACUAGAUCCACCAAUGGAUGGAACUGACUGUGAUGCUGGUAAGUGGUGUAAGGCUGGAGAAUGUAGCAGCAGAACCUCAGCACCUGGACAUGUGGCUGGAGAAUGGAGCCUUUGGAGUCCCUGUAGCCGCACCUGCAGUUCUGGGAUCAGCAGUCGGGAGCGCCAAUGUCCUGGGCUAGGUUCUGAAGCAAGGGAUUGUAAUGGUCCCAGGAAACAAUACAGAAUAUGUGAGAAUCCACCUUGUCCUGCAGGUUUGCCUGGAUUCAGAGACUGGCAAUGUCAGGCCUAUAGUGUUAGAACUUCAUAUUCAAAACAUGCACUUCAGUGGCAAGCUGUCAUGGAUGAAGAAAAGCCAUGUGCCUUGUUUUGUUCCCCUGUUGGAAAAGAUCAACCUGUUCUUCUAUCAGAAAAAGUGAUGGAUGGAACUUCUUGUGGAUCACAGGGGUCAGAUAUCUGUGCAAAUGGCAGGUGCCAGAAAGUUGGCUGUGAUGGCUUACUAGGAUCUCUUGCAAGGGAAGACCACUGUGGUGUGUGCAAUGGCAAUGGAAAAUCAUGCAAAAUCAUUAAAGGAGACUUUAAUCACACUAGAGGAACAGGUUAUGUGGAAGUGUUGGUGAUACCUGCUGGAGCAAGAAGAAUCAAAGUUGUGGAGGAAAAGCCAGCACAUAGCUAUUUAGUUCUACGAGACACUGGAAAGCAGUCUAUUAAUAGUGACUGGAAAAUUGAACACUCUGGAGCUUUCAGCUUAGCGGGAACCACUGUCCACUAUGUAAGACGGGGCCUCUGGGAGAAGAUCUCCGCCAAGGGUCCUACUACAUCACCUUUGCACCUCUUGGUACUACUGUUUCAAGACCAGUCCUAUGGUCUGCAUUAUGAAUACACCAUCCCUUCAGAUCCUCUUCCAGAGAAUCAGAGCUCUAGAGCACCAGAACCACUUUUUAUGUGGACACACACGGGCUGGGAAGAUUGUGAUGCCACAUGUGGUGGAGGAGAAAGGAAGACAACUGUGUCAUGCACGAAAAUCAUGAACAAAAAUAUUAGCGUUGUAGACAACAAGAAAUGCAAAUACUUAACAAAGCCAGAACCACAGAUUCGAAAGUGCAAUGAGCAACCAUGCCAAACAAGGUGGAUGAUGACAGAAUGGACCCCAUGUUCACGAACUUGUGGAAAAGGGGUGCAGAGCAGACAAGUAGCCUGCACCCAGCAGCUAAGCAAUGGAACUUUGACUAGGGCACGGGAGAGGGACUGUGCUGGGCCCAGGCCUGCCUCUAGCCAGCGCUGCGAGGGCCAGGAUUGCAUGACUGUGUGGGAGGCCGGAGUGUGGUCUGAGUGUUCAGUCAAAUGUGGCAAAGGUGUGCGCCAUCGGACUGUGAGGUGUACUAACCCCAGAAAGAAAUGUGUCCUCUCCACCCAACCCAGGGAAGCAGAGGACUGUGAAGACUACUCGAAAUGCUAUGUGUGGCGAAUGGGUGACUGGUCCAAAUGCUCAAUUACCUGUGGCAAAGGAAUGCAGUCCCGUGUUAUCCAGUGCAUGCAUAAGAUCACAGGAAGACAUGGAAAUGAAUGUUUUUCUUCAGAAAAACCUGCAGCAUAUAGGCCAUGCCACCUUCAGCCUUGCAAUGAGAAGAUUAAUGUAAAUACAAUAACAUCACCCAGGCUGGCUGCUCUGACUUUCAAGUGUCUGGGAGAUCAGUGGCCAGUAUACUGCAGAGUGAUACGUGAGAAGAACCUAUGUCAGGACAUGCGGUGGUACCAACGUUGCUGCGAGACAUGCAGGGACUUCUAUGCCCAAAAACUGCAGCAGAAGAGUUGACCUCUAGCAGGCUGGGUGGCUCACAGAGCUUUGCAAUUCCAUUAUUUAUAAACACACACACUAGCAUGUUUUCAGACUAAGUAUCAGAUUACAUAUAAUUUAAUCAAAUUAAUUUAUUUUCUUGCCUCAUAAACAUUCAGUAUAAUUUUUGGUUAUACAUUUUGUUUUACAUUAUAUGACUUCAUAAAUAACUUUAUAUAAAUACAAUGGAUCAGGUUUCUAGGGCAGGGAAAAAGUUAUUAGGUAUAAGACUUUCUGAAUUAAAGUGAUCUCUAAGGUGCUAUUCUCUCUAUAAAUACCAUUGAAUUUUUCAGAGUACAUACUAAGUUGGAAUAAUAACUUAGUUAUAUAUGGAGAGAAAUAUUUUGUGGUGCCCUAAGGCAGAAUUAGCCCAUUUUCUGUAGUCUGUGGAAGAUAUGUAAACAUAAUAAACCUCAUAAUGCUAAACAAGAUUUUUAGAGAAUGUACUAGGAAGCUGGCUCAGAUUUAGAGAAAUCCAUAGAAAAAAUUCUACUGUAAUUGUAGCCUUAUCUUAAUAAUGGAAAACAAAAGUCCGAAGAGAGACUUUGAUCAUGUUCAUGAACAUGUACUUGAACACAAGUAGCAAUGAAACACUGUAAUGAUUUACACUGAAUUACCAUUGCACUGUUGGUAUAGUGUAGAAAAACUGUUAUAGAAAUGAUAACAUCCUACAAAAGUGUGUAUUAUUUUAACAUGUCAUUAGAUUUUUAGUAUUUUUUUAAUAAUUUGAACAAAGAGAACAUUGGUCCACUCUUUUCCUUGUGCUUUUUUAGCAAAUUUUACAAGAAUAUAAAACUUAACCUCACACAUCAUAAUGAGAAAAAUUUACAACGUAUUUUGCAGCUACUUCCCUGGAAACAAAGGGAAGAGGUUAAUAAUACUGUGGUAGUUUCAUUUUUUUAUUAUUGUUUCCUUUUAACAAUCACAAAGUUUUACAACUCUGUGAAAUGUUUCUUUAAAAAAAUAGCUUAAUUAUUUUUUCCUUGUGAGAAAAUACUGUACAUGAUUCACAUGAUUUCCUAGGUUUUUCAAUAAAAUAUGUAAAACUUCCUAUUGGGAGAAGCUUC